Molecule: messenger RNA, 1838 nt
Organism: Chara braunii
Lineage: Eukaryota; Viridiplantae; Streptophyta; Charophyceae; Charales; Characeae
Source: the annotation of a GenBank genome assembly
UGGCGAAGUCGGAGGCGUCAGUGGUGACAUAGAAAUGGCGAGUGGGAUCGGCGAUCUUGAGGAUAGGGGUCGUGGUGAUGGUUUGCUUGAGUAAGUCGAAGGCGUGUUGGCGGCGAUCGUUCCAAUGGAAGGGCUCGUCCUUGCGGGUGAGUUCGUGGAGAGGGUAAGAGAUCUCGAAAAAGUUGCGAAUGAAUGGGCGGUAAUAGUUGGCAAGGCCRAGGAAGGAACGGAGUUGGAGGAGGGUCUUGGGUGGGGGUUACUCGACGAGGGCUGUGACCUUCGAGGGGUCCAUACGGAUGCCUUCAGCGGAGACAAUGUGGCCGAGGUAUUCGACGCUCGAAGCGGCAAACGUGCAUUUGUUGAGCUUGGCGUAGAUUUUUUGCUCUCGGAGGAUCGCGAGGACUUGGCGAAGGUGCUGAAGGUGGGACUCGAAGGUGGGGCUGAAGACAAGGAUGUCAUCAAGGUAGACGACGGCACAGACUUCGAGAAGGUUGCGGAAGAUGUGGCUCAUAGUGGGUUGGAAGGUAGCGGGGGCAGUGGUGAGUCCGAAUGGCAUCACGAGGAACUCGUAGUGCCGAAACCGGGAGCGGAAGGCGGUCUUGUGGGUGUCCUCCUCGCGGAUACGGAUCUGGUGGAAGCCACUACGAAGGUGAUAGUGGAUGGAUUUGGAAGAAGGGUAGAGGAGCAGAGGCAGUGGGAGGCGUUUGUGACGCCUGGGAGUUGUCUGGUGGAGGGAGUGUCGCCAGAGAGGGGGGAGGCAAACGAAUUGUCGAUGCCAGAUGGGCCAUCGGUGGGACGGAGGACGUCACCAAUGGUUGGGCUGACACACGCGAUGUCGAUGUCGGGUCAAUGUCCUGGGGACUGUGUUCAUGAUGAGGAGGGGCCCGCGCUUGCCGAGGGCGGUGAUGCGGAGGUUGCGGGUCAAGUGGAGGUGGACUGGCGGGUGAAUCGUGCGGCGUUGGGGCAGUUGGUUUGUUGGUGCCCCAAUUGGCGACAACGGAAGCAACCCCCUUUUGCUUGGAGGGGUGAUGUGGUGGAAAAAGCAGGUGCGGGAGGUGUCGGGGGGGAUCUGGUGGGGGGGGUGGAGGAGUCGAUCAAGGUGGAGCAUGCGAGAGAGGAGGUCAGCAAGGGGCAUGUCGGGUUCGUGGGCGAGGGCGGUUGCAAGGUCUUUGUGGCAUACUCGUUUGAUGCGGGAGAUGAACGCGCAGUCGGGAAUGACGGUAUGGGGGAGGUGGUGUCGGAGGGAGCGGACGUAUUGAAUGAAGCGGUCCGUGGGACCGGUCUGGCAAAGGUGGCAGAAUUGUUCAAGGUUUGUGCGGUGGUGACUACCGUGAUGGAGGGGAUGGUCCCUUCGAUCGUGGUGACGCGGUCGCAUAUGGACGACAUGUUGGCCUUUAUGUCGUCGAGAGAGGCGGUGACGGAGGUUCGGAGGGUGUUGAGUUCGAGGAGGAUGGCGGAGAGGUCGGGGGUGGCGGUGUUUGCUGGUGGUUGUUUGCCUGCGAGGUUACGGGCGAUGCUAUCGACUGAGUCGGUGCGGAUGUCAGACAUGUUGAUGGAGGAUGUGGCCAUGUCAGGGAAAGAGGGGGUGGAUGACGUGGCCUGAACGAGUGUGGAGGAUGCAGCAGCAGCGGUGGCGGCGGCAGCAGCACGUUGGGAGUUCUUGGCUUGGCGUGGUGGCAUGUGGAGGGGGGGGGGGGAAUCCCUUAUUUAUUUAUCAAUAAAUUUAAAAAUAAAGAUAAUCGCCAAUUUUAUUUUUAUUUUUAUUUUAUUUUUUUCAAAAAUAAACGUUGAACAGAAAGAGAGAAUUAAUUUCGAAAAAAUAAAUUCUGAUUUAGAUU